Molecule: messenger RNA, 1080 nt
Organism: Actinia tenebrosa (Australian red waratah sea anemone)
Lineage: Eukaryota; Metazoa; Cnidaria; Anthozoa; Actiniaria; Actiniidae
Source: RefSeq, a predicted model, not a curated record
GCAAAGGUCACUCGUGUCAAUGGAACCCACGGAAAUAUCACAGGAGUCAAUGAAACCCAGGCAGAGAUCACAAUUGUUAAUGUAACCCAGGCAAAUGUUACAGAAGUGAAUGUAACCCAGUCAAAUGUCACAGGAGUCAAUGUUACCCAGGCAAAUGUUACAAGAGUUAAUGGAACUCAGGCAAAGGUCACUGGAGUCAAUGUAACGGAUUCAAAUGUCAUUGUAAACAAUUCAACCCAUCCAAAUAUCACUGGAAUCAAUACAACCCAUCCAAAUGUCACUGGAGUCGAUGGAACCCAUCCAAAUGUCACUGGAGUCAAUGGAACCCAUCCAAAUGUCACUGGAGUCAAUGGAACCCAUCCAAAUGUCACUGGAAUCAAUAUAGCCCAUCCAAAUCUCACUGGAAUCAAUACAACCCAUCCAAAUCUCACUGGAGUCAAUGGAACCCAUCCAAAUGUCACUGGAAUCAACACAACCCAUCCAAAUAUCACUGGAAUCAAUACAACCCAUCCAAAUGUCAUUGGAAUCAAUAUAACCCAUCCAAAUGUCACUGGAAUCGAUAUAACCCAUCCAAAUGUCACUGGUGUCAAUGUAACUCACCCAAAUGUCACUGAAGUCAAUGGAACCCAUCCAAAUGUCAUUGCAGUCAAUGCAACUCAUUCAAAUCUCAGAGGAGUCAAUGUUACCCAGGCAAAUGUUACAAGAAUUAAUGGAACUCAGGCAAAGGUCACUGGAGUCAAUGUAACGGAUUCAAAUGUCAUUGUAAACAAUUCAACCCAUCCAAAUAUCACUGGAAUUAAUACAACCCAUCCAAAUGUCACUGGAGUCGAUGGAACCCAUCCAAAUGUCACUGGAGUCGAUGGAACCCAUCCAAAUGUCACUGGAGUCGAUGAAACCCAUCCAAAUGUCACUGGAGUCAAUAUAACUCACCCAAAUGUCACUGGUGUCAAUAUAACCCAACCAAAUGUCACUGGUGUCAAUGUAACUCACCCAAAUGUCACUGCAGUCAAUGUAACUCAUCCAAAUGUCAUGGGUGUCAACGUUACUCAUCCUAAUGUCACUGCAGUCAAUGUCACUGCA